AUGUCUGUGCAGUCAAUAACCUUUAAACUUGUAGUGAACGACGACAACGACCGACACUCCAAUUCAAGCGGCGAUACAGUCGAUGCAAAGCCCGUGAACUUAGACUACGAGUGCUAUUUGCUAUAUACUGUAGAGAGCAGAGUAUAUGUGCAGUUGUUUGCAGUGUUGGCUAAACGCCACCCAAACGGGUCUGUGAUUCGUAGGCUGAGUGCGUGUCGUAGGGAUGACGCCCUCCAGAGCUGGUCUCAUAACAGGCCUGUCGGACCACUUUCGCUGUUAUUCUCAACCUUGAAACUGAUUAAACGCAUCCAAACAUUUUCAUACCAGUGCUCCCCAACACAGGACACACCACACAAAUCCCGAGAUCACAGUAUCAGUGCUUUUACACCAAAUUCGAUGGGACGACAGUGUUAUGCCGCGUCUGUGGCGACAAAGCCAGUGGAUUUCACUAUGGAGUUCACUCUUGUGAAGGCUGCAAGAUAUACGGAGAGUUCGUUAGCCUUAGUGUACAACUGCUCUGGCUUCUUUCGACGAAGCAUUCAGCAAAAGAUACAGUACAGGCCGUGCACUAAAAACCAACAGUGCUCUAUACUCCGCAUCAAUCGCAACCGAUGCCAAUACUGUCGGCUCAAAAAGUGCAUCGCUGUCGGAAUGUCCAGAGACGGUGAGUAUCCCAAUCACAUCCCGGUCAGGUUCGGUCGGGUGCCUAAGCGAGAAAAGGCCAAAAUAUUGGCCGCAAUGCAAAAAGUGAACGCAAACUCUCAACAGAAGGCUCUUUGCGUGGAAUUGGAGGACGAGAAUCGUCUGUUGACCACAAUUAUCAAAGCACAUGAAGAGACGUGUGAUUACACCCGCGAUAAAGUGGCCCAACUCAUCGACAGGGCCCGCACUCAACCCGUUUACGCUCACUGUCCCCCACAAAUGAGGUUCGAGACUACGGUUUCCUAUAAGGGUGAUUCACAUAGUACUUUGUGA
Medioppia subpectinata is the source of this 975-nucleotide messenger RNA. The record is from the annotation of a GenBank genome assembly. Lineage: Eukaryota; Metazoa; Arthropoda; Arachnida; Sarcoptiformes; Oppiidae.